UUGUUGUUGUUCUCACGCUAAUGUGCGAGAUCCCUAGACCCAAUUCAACUGCGCGGUCACAUUCCGCCCCGACUUCCCCUCUGCCAGCGGCCUGGUGGUUUGAGAUGAGUAGAAGAUGUCGGUUUCGGGGCUGAAGGCCGAAUUGAAGUUUUUGGAGUCCAUCUUUGACCCGAACCACGAACGAUUCAGAAUAAUAGACUGGAAACCCGACGAACUCAGUUGCCAAUUUAACGUAACAGGAGAGAAGCUGCUGAUCAUUCACUGCAACAUCACGGAAUCUUAUCCCUCAACGCCCCCAAUAUGGUUUGUUGACUCCGAUGAUCCAAGUCUGGCGGAAGUGUUGGAGCGCUUAGAGGAUGUGAGAAAAGGCAGCACACUGCUCCUUCAGCAGUUGAAGCGCCUCAUCUGUGAUCUCUGUCGGCUUUACAACCUGCCGCAACAUCCAGAUGUAGAAAUGCUCGACCAGCCUCUUCCAGCUGGCCCGAUUACCCAAGAGCAGAAGGAUGGGCCGUCAGAUGAGGUCACAUCUGAAGAGGAAGAAGAGGAAGAAGAGGAUGAAAUGGGAGAGCAGGACAUCGACUUGGACCAAGACCUGGACCAUUACGACAUGAAAGAAGAGGAGCCAGUUGAUGGGAAAAAGUCCGAAGAUGACGGGAUAGAAAAAGAAAAUCUGGCCAUCUUGGAGAAGAUUCGUAAAAACCAGAGACAGGAUCACUUGAAUGGUGCCGUGUCUGGCUCUGUGCAAGCCUCAGACCGCCUCAUGAAGGAACUCAGGGAGAUCUACAGAUCACAGAGUUACAAGACAGGUAUUUAUUCCUGUGAACUGGUCAGUGACAGCCUUUAUGAAUGGCAUGUCAAGUUAAGGAUGGUCGACCCAGAUAGUCCGUUGCAUAGCGACUUGCAGGUCUUAAAAGAAAAAGAAGGAGUGGACUACAUUCUGCUCGAUUUCUCUUAUAAAGAUAAUUUCCCUUUUGACCCACCUUUUGUUCGGGUUGUCGCACCUGUUCUCUCUGGAGGCUAUGUUCUCGGAGGAGGGGCCUUGUGCAUGGAGCUUCUCACAAAACAGGGCUGGAGCAGUGCCUAUUCCAUAGAAUCUGUCAUCAUGCAGAUAAAUGCAACUUUGGUGAAAGGAAAAGCCAGGGUGCAGUUUGGAGCCAAUAAGAACCAGUACAAUCUUGCCAGAGCACAACAGUCGUACAAAUCCCUUGUGCAGAUUCACGAAAAGAAUGGCUGGUACACGCCACCUAAAGAGGACGGAUAAGGAGCCACCACUAUGCACUGGGAACACACGUCUUUGGGUCAAAGUAUCUUGUUUUCCUUGGAAUAUCUCGCCCCUCUGACUUAACUGGGAAUAUAUCACCUUCCUGGCGAAAAGCUUCUUGUCGGCUUGCAGCAAAGACUUUAUUCUGGUGUCACUUUGCUUCUCCCCUCCGUGUUCUAGUCAAGUGGAUGAUGUGAGGCCAUCACUGGUCCUCUAUUCUAAAUAUGCUCAUUUGUCUUUAAAAAAAAAACCAUUUCUCCCUUUUUAAGUUUUGGGGAAAUGCUUUUUGUUUAGCUGCUUUGACAAAGUGGGCUUUACUGACCGUCAGUUGCCCCGUAGAUGGGAGUUUUAACGGAAGAUUGAUGCUGAAGCUCUUUGUGUGGCACACCUCCCUGCACCUGUUUUUAUUGGCCACAUUAUCACCCUUUUUUUUUUCCUUUUGCAAACUAACUGGUACAUAAAUGCAAAUAUAGAAAUAUUAUUCAGCUAUUGUUUUUAUUUGAGCAUCCUAGACGGUAAAUUAAUUUCAUAUUUUGGAAGCUUCUCUUAAAAAUUGAGCUGACCUACUACUCUGUGUCUUUUCGCUCUUACUUUUUAAAAUAUGUGAAGAAUAUCGGGCCAUUGGGAUGUUGUUGAACUAAGAUUAAUUACUGUUGUAUGUGAACAAAUCCACCAGUAGUUGAUAAUAAAAACCGGGCCGAAAGACGUGAAAUAUCUCAGAAUCUCCAUGUUACAUAUCUUGGGAGGAGGAAACGUAUAUGUUCACUAGGUGAUAAUAAGAUGAACAAUACGGUCAUUUUAGAAGUUUUAACAGAUCUAAAGAGCUUUCUUUUGCCUCAUUUCUGUCACAGUACAACAGCCCCGCCAGCGUUCAGUUUGGUUGUUGGUCUUUUCAUUGAUUAAAGCUGCAGAGGUUGAAGCCGAGAUUGAUGCUGAAACUGAAGCCCUGUGUGUACAGCUGUGUGUCAGCAGCGUGUUGCGUCGCGGCCUCGUCUCGACUGUUUUAAAAGAUAUCGCAAUGAGAUUGGCUUCACAGAAGGAAUAAAUGAAACGUGUUUGGAUGUGUUUGGAUUUUCUUCCGUGAUAUUGCUCAGUUUAGCAGCAACUUUGUUCAUAUCUUCCUGCCGUGGAUUGCAGUGGUUUGCCCCUGACCAGUUUGGAUUGGAAGACCGCUUCCCCGUUGCAUGACGUCGCCACAGCUGGAUUCGUCUGAGCAGCGGUUUUCUCAGUCGACAGCUGAACAUCCACCAUUCGCAGGGCUUCCUUUGCCACAGCAAUGUACCAUAAAUAUGAGUCGCUGUCACUUUCGGUGUGUCACGAGGCGGGUCGUUCAGAGAAGAACUGAAACUCUUACGAUAUUGUACGUUUCAAUGCAAUAUAGCGUAGUACUUCAUCACUACUACUGCUCCCCGAACUGCAGGACGCGUACUGUAUCGCUCACUGUCGGCUCUUUUGCAGUAUUUGUUAACAGUCUGCAAAAGUAUGUCUGAAAGGCAACUCAAGUAACAAACAAUACUUAGGAGGGGAAUCAGUACAUGUUGAGUUAUGAAGAUUUCCUUGGAUUAAUCGACGCUGACGUUUAGGCUUAAACACACGGAUCUGAUGUCAAAAACACGAGCGUUACAAUAAUACGGGCCGCGUGUUUCUUUUCAUUCAGGCAAUGUAAGAGGACGGACUUUUGCCGAAGGAUGCCAUUUUAACAGGCUUGCAGUAGCAUGAGGACCACCCCCAUGCGGCGACUUGAUGAUUUCCCACUGUAGUAUUUAAUGCUUUGUUUUUCAUCCCAAGUAUUGAAGUAGAUUUGAUUUCAGCGUCUGAUCUUUAAAUAUUCCUGAUUUAAAAAAUUAACAUUUGCAAAACUGGCAACAAUGUGCCUGUAGAGGUCAAUUAUAACAACAAAUGCAUUCUGAGCUAAAUAUUUAACUAUCAGGAGAAGUGCUGGUGGUUUUCUCAGCUCCCAUCCAGUUGUUACGUGUCUGAUACAGCGGAGUUAUCCGGUCUCGGUAGAGGAGUCCUCUUCUAAAGGGCCGGUGUUGUCUUCAGAGGGACAUUCAGAGACGAUUCAGAGUGUGGUCGUCGUGACUUAUUGAACAGACUCGCACACUUAUCAAACUGCUCUGUGUUUGGAAAAGGUUCAUUUAGCUCACCUGUCAAUUCAUUUUCUGGCCCCUAACCAAUCACGAUCCAGUCUGGCACCGUUGGUUUUAUUUUAUUUUCUCAUUUUCCAUUUGAAGACAUUUUGACCAUGUACAGUAAUUUGUAAACUUGCAUCAAGUUUAUGAAUAAAGAAUUUAAAGAUUAUUGCUGUUUUACUUGUUUCCCUGUGUAUUCUUUUCACUGUUGCUUAAUGGAUUGCAGAUGUACUGGGCUGAUGUUGAUAUUUAAUGAAUAAAAUGAUUUACUGCUGA
Molecule: messenger RNA, 3669 nt
Organism: Pseudoliparis swirei
Lineage: Eukaryota; Metazoa; Chordata; Actinopteri; Perciformes; Liparidae
Product: ubiquitin-conjugating enzyme E2 Q2-like
Exons: 13
Coding region: 116-1261 (381 amino acids)
Source: RefSeq, a predicted model, not a curated record